Danaus chrysippus (African queen) is the source of this 1101-nucleotide messenger RNA. Lineage: Eukaryota; Metazoa; Arthropoda; Insecta; Lepidoptera; Nymphalidae. The record is from the annotation of a GenBank genome assembly.
AUGAAUUUUAACGCUUCAAGGAACGUGAAUCCAGUGGGUGGGCCUCGUAAGGCUAAAAGAGUGAGUGAUGUAUCAGCCAUGGGAGUUCCUUCACCGGUUCCAGCUUAUAACACACCGCCGGUAUAUAAUCAGGGUUUUGAACCAGCCUCACCGGUAGCUCCAUACCAGCAAGGCAUCCAAGUGGAAACACGACAGGACUUUGCACCCACCGAGCCCGCUGGAAAUUUUGGCUACAUGGCGGGAUACCCUCAGUCUCCCAUGCCAUCGGCUGCUAACAUAGGGUCCAUGCUUCAUCAGCCCAUAGUACAGGACAUGGCGCUCCAGUAUGGGUCAGCGCUGGCGGCGGAGGGCCGGGCGGCUGUGUCCCGGGAGCUCGGCCGGUUCGUGCCUAUGACGCGCCUUAGAUACUAUUUCGCAGUGGACACCAGAUACGUACUCAAGAAACUAUUACUCCUUGUCUUCCCCUUCACACACAAGGAGUGGAUGGUGAGGUACGACCAGGACAGCCCGGUCCAGCCUCGCUACGACGUGAACGCGCCGGACCUCUACCUGCCCGCCAUGGGAUACGUCACAUACGUGCUGCUGGCCGGCUUCAUGCUGGGUCUCCAGCAGAGGUUCUCGCCAGAACAGAUCAGCAUCCAGGCGUCGAGCGCGCUGGCGUACAUCAUCUUCGAGAUGGUGCUGUACCUCAUCACGCUGUACAUCACCAACACCUCCACGGCCCUCAAGACCCUGGACCUGCUGGCCUUCUCCGGCUACAAGUACUGCACGAUGAUCGCCAGCCUGCUGUGCGCGCUCAUGAUGGGCAGUACUGGAUACUACUGCUGUCUGGCGUACGGCAGCUGUGCAUUGUCGUUCUUCCUGGUGAAGACGCUCCGUCUCCACUUAUUGUCAGGUCCCCGCGAGGCGGAGCCCCGCACGUCGUACGAGUACAGCUACCCCCCCAACCCGUACUCCGACAGCUGGUCCAAGGGUGGGUCGGGUGGCACCAAGCGUCGCCUGUACUUCCUCCUGUUCGUGGCCGUCACUCAGCCGCUGCUCUCCUGGUGGCUCACCUACCACCUCGUGCCCGCGCGCGCCGCACUCACACAAACACGAUAG